This is a messenger RNA of Megalobrama amblycephala (Wuchang bream), 2083 nucleotides long. RefSeq lists its product as uncharacterized. The transcript has 8 exons. The coding region runs from base 382 to 1245 and encodes 287 amino acids. NCBI's taxonomy places the organism in Eukaryota, Metazoa, Chordata, Actinopteri, Cypriniformes, Xenocyprididae. The record is from RefSeq and is a predicted model, not a curated record.
GCACGUAGGUUUUAUUGUUUUGUCAGUGCUUUCAAAAAUUGUAUUUCCUGAACAAAAAAUAGCAAUGGACAUAUUCAUGUAAACACAAUAGCAAAAUUAAGUCCAAUGCAUUGAAUUGUCAUAUCUUUCUAUCUCGCAUGGCUUGCAGGAAUGCAAAAAUUCAACGUGUGGUCAUUUGAAAUAUCUGUCUGUUGGCAUUUUUUCACCCCACAUAUUUCCUUAGACAUUUACCCACAAACAUCAUUUAAUACAAUGUUGUUGGAUCAUCACAUUUCUUUCUCCUCUUGAUAGUCUGCUGGAAAAGGUGUCUGUGGAUCGAGUCAGUGGACUGCAGCACGGGAGUCCAUCCCAAAGAAAAUCAACAAGCUGGAUGAGGAGGGGAUGGAGGUGGCUGUCUGUCGGCAUGGUGUGCUGCUGAGAAGUCUGAACAUGAUGAGGGGGGAAAUAUUUACAUAUCCUUUGUUGCUGAUUCCAAGGAAUGUUCAGUUCAUGUGCACUGACGUAAUAUGCAAGUACUGGCCAUACCUGCAGAGAGUUGUUAAUGAUUGUCCAGAGCUUUCUCCUCUCCUGCACAUGAAGCCAUUCCUGUCAGUGAUGCAUGCAAAGGCCCACUCAUGGAAAUGUGAGAUUAAGUGGGGUGGCCGAAACCAAGAAGGAGCAGGCACCACCUUGGGUGAAGAGGUGGAACAAGUAAACAGCUUCUUGUCGAGAACUGCUAUAUGCAGUAAAUACAUGACCAAAGGAGCUAGGACAGACAUGAUUACUAUCCAGGCCAUGGCAUGGAAUCAACGCAAAAUUGACAACCUUGCAAAUGUGCUGUCACGAAGAUUAAUAAAGACAAAAGCACAAAUUCAGGAGGAGUCCCUAAAUCUUGAUGCACUAAAGACAGAGUUUGCAGUAACAGAUGACACGCUUAAAGACUGGACCAGUGAAAUCCAGCAGUGGGCUGAUACAGCAACAAGUAAGAAGAAUGCAAGCAGUCAACAGGGACUCCAGAAGACAAUUGAGACUCUUUAUGUGAGCAUCAAGCAGAGGAAGCGAGAUCUUUACCAUCAAACAGAUGGAAACAAAAGAAGACACAAACUCCGUAGAAAAAUUUUGAAGGAAAAGGCCAAAUUUAGUGCAGCUGUAGAUGAGUACAACAGGGAAGCACCUGAAAAGCUACAGUCAGCUGACACAGUUCUGGCAUCUGAGAGUUAUGCAUGGCCAUGGGUACUGGAUGAGCGUGGGCCUUUGACCAACUGAUGCUGCUGAAGCGCCUUACCGAAGAGGAGUGCAUUGUCCUGAAUGAAAUCAGGAAUCACUAGAAAAGCCUCAAAAGGGAUCUGUCUCUUCUAAAUGACCUUUCAUGUCAUGUUGCUGUUGAUAUAAAAAAAAAAAGAAACAGGACUCUGAACGUUCCAAAAGUGGAAUUCUGGGACUUCACGCUCUACUACAGAAAAAACUAUGCUACCUAAAAACUCACAUUUCCUCGGUUCGGAAGCUGUACGGUAGUGUAGACAAUUGUGAGGUGUGUGAGAAACUGCAAGAUGAUGAUUACCUUGACAUGGAUGAGGAUUAUAUCCAGUAUGGUUCAGAGGAUGAGGAGGAGGAUGAAGACGAAGUUUCAUUUGAAAUUUAAAAACCAUUAAAUGUUAACUGUCUAUAUUACUUGAUAAAACACUGACAAGGUGUUGUGCAAAUGUGUAAUCCUACUGUUAAAUUCUUGAUUUUAUAUUAAAUUUCAUAAAUUACAUGGUAAAAAUUACACUGUAAAACAUUACUUGCACUAUUAUUUAUUGUUAAAUAGCUUCUUGAUGUAACAAACCUGUAAUAUUCAUGACUAUAUGUACAAUGUUUUACCAAAAUGUACCAAAUUCAGACAGAGAACCUGCCAACCAGUUAUAUUGUUUUCAGUAUGAGUGUGCUGCAGAUUUGAUGUAAUGGGGUAGAUGUUUGAAAAUGCCUGUACUGUAUGUGUUUGCAGUGACCUGUCCAAUAAAUGUGCUAAACUGCUUUGCUCUAGAACUGAUAUGUAACUAAAAUGCCUACCUAGGUCCUUUUUCAUCAUUGCCCUAAUAGACUGAUUGACAACUGGUUAAUU